GUGUUUUGGUACAUCACUUUUUAAACCAAUCAAAUAAAAGAGAGUUCCACGUCAAAUCAACACCUAAUUUUAGUAUUAACACGUCCAAACACACUGUAAUUUCAAUAUUUGCAAUUGCAAACAAUCCCUCAUCCAUUUAUCGUUAAAGUCCGUAGAGGGUAGACCAAACGGCUGCCGUUACAGACCGCAGAAAGCAAAAAACAACUCGCCGAAAUAAGGGAGCGGCUGCGCAAGGAAUAAGAACUCGCCGAAUUAAGGAGGAAGAAGAACCUGCGGCGCAAAUAACCUGUGGUGCCCAAUUAUGGAAGACGCUGCGCCGCCCGACGAAGAACCAUCAACUCCAAAAGAAAUUACAUACUCCGGUGAGAACGCAGAGAUGAAUAUAUGUGGCAGUUCAUCAUAUGAUAAUUCAGAUGUGGAAGGCGGUUCUCUUUCAAGUGGUGAAAGUGAAAAUUCUGGUGAUGGACAUGGCGCCGACAUGGAUCUUGAAGAUGGUGAGUUUAAAAGGAUCUCAGAUUUGACGCCAGAUGAGAUACGUGCACUACAUUUUGGAAGUGAAGAUGAAGCCUAUGAGUUUUACACGAAGUAUGCUAAAUGUCAUGGUUUUGUGGUAAGGAAACACAGUGUACGUCGUAACAAAAGUAACAAAUUGGUUACACGUCACUUUGUAUGCAAUAGACAAGGAUUAAGAAACCCAAAACAUCUGACAAGGUCUGACAGGAAAAGAGGUCAUAGACCGUUAACCCG
This is a messenger RNA of Cuscuta epithymum, 747 nucleotides long. NCBI's taxonomy places the organism in Eukaryota, Viridiplantae, Streptophyta, Magnoliopsida, Solanales, Convolvulaceae. The record is from the annotation of a GenBank genome assembly.